ACACAGUACGACGUUGGUUUUGAUUGGGACCCUGGUUCUUGGUUGGUGGAUCGUUCUACUGCCCAGGGCGAUAAUCGUUAGCAAAGCAAAUCUCCGUUGCGCUGUCUCCAGGUGCUCGUCGAGAUAACGACACAGAAAGGGGGGGGAAACAAAGCUCAGGGCACCAUAGAGGAUCCACAUCUUGCUUCUCCUCUGGGACAUGACGAACCGUUUUCCGAGGAAUCCCGCCUCGGCUCCGUCCACCCUCGGCGCGACGCCCACACCUCGCCCAAGCCCUCCAUCUCCGCCGGCUUCCACCGCCGGAGAUUCAGACCAAUUGUUGCAACCUGAAAGAGGGCCUCUUUUCGCCGAUCACCUCCUUCUGUAUGCCAUCGUCAAUGUCCUCGCCCCGGCCUGAAGCUCAGAUUGCCCAGAUCGGCUGCCAGAGUUGCCGGGAUCAGCAUUUGAAGUGCGACCGGGUAACGCCCAUCUGUGGACGCUGUGUGGCCAACAACAAGGAGUGCAUCCGAGGAUACAAGUUUCGUAUCAAGAAUGGACCCUUCCCCAAGAAGCAGAGAUGGGCCCGCGUAUCCAGGCGGCUGAGAUUUGUCGACGAGACCAGAACCGCUUCUGGUGACAAUGAAGAACACCCCGCAGGUACCUUCCAAGAUGACUGGCCAGAUUCGUACUCGGAGGGUUCCGAUACCCUUCAUACGGCUGACACCACCACCAUCACGACGGAGGCAGGCCCUGCCGCCCUUCAUGUUCAGCCAUACCCAACCCCGCCAGAGCUGGCUGCUGGCGGCCUGAGACCACACUCGCCCACCGACCGCUUCAUACCGCAUGACGACCAUGUGAUCUCGCCAGCCAGGAAUCUUCCGCCUUUUCGGAACCUGAUGGUGUCUGAUCUUGCCGUCCCGGCUGUUUUGCCCGUGGUGCCUCCUCUCGAGGUAGAGACAGAAGACCCGGCAGUGCAGGCGAUGAGGUCCAGGAUCUAUCGUGAUCAGGAUGCCUGGCCGCUGGAAAGCCGCGAAGAGGCUAUGCUCUUCCAACAUUAUAUCCAGAAAUUAUCCAUAUGG
Cryphonectria parasitica EP155 is the source of this 1058-nucleotide messenger RNA. RefSeq lists its product as uncharacterized. Gene Ontology annotation, cellular component: nucleus. NCBI's taxonomy places the organism in Eukaryota, Fungi, Ascomycota, Sordariomycetes, Diaporthales, Cryphonectriaceae. The transcript is spliced from 5 exons. The record is from RefSeq and is a predicted model, not a curated record. Gene Ontology annotation, molecular function: zinc ion binding; transcription cis-regulatory region binding; DNA-binding transcription factor activity, RNA polymerase II-specific. The annotation marks the transcript as partial. Gene Ontology annotation, biological process: positive regulation of transcription by RNA polymerase II.